This is a messenger RNA of Choloepus didactylus (southern two-toed sloth), 6711 nucleotides long. RefSeq names its product Rap guanine nucleotide exchange factor 5 (gene RAPGEF5). NCBI's taxonomy places the organism in Eukaryota, Metazoa, Chordata, Mammalia, Pilosa, Megalonychidae. The record is from RefSeq and is a predicted model, not a curated record. Gene Ontology annotation, biological process: Ras protein signal transduction; positive regulation of GTPase activity. Bases 16 to 2676 code for a protein of 886 amino acids. Gene Ontology annotation, cellular component: plasma membrane. The transcript is spliced from 26 exons. Gene Ontology annotation, molecular function: guanyl-nucleotide exchange factor activity.
AGCCGCCGUCGGGGCAUGAAGAUGGCCGUGGGCUCCGUCAAGAUGCAGCCACCGUGCGAGAACCCGGCCCUGGCCGCGGCGGCGGCAGUGGCGGCGGCGGCGGCGGACAGCGCCCUGCGCCGCGGCUCCAACGCCCGCGAGUCGGAGCGCGAACAGCCUCCCGCGCCGCUGCGGCCGCGGCUGAGGGACCUGCCCGCACUGCUGCGGAGUGGGCUCACCCUGCGGAGGAAGCGGAGCGUCGCCGGGGGCCGGACUCUAUCAAGAAGGAUUUCCAAUCCAUACCUUGAACAUGCUCCUUCCCAGAUUUAUGGAGAGAGUUCUUCCUGUGCAGGAAGAGCAUUGAGGAAUAUUAUUGUCGUUCAGGCAGCUGACCUGAUAAAGGACAGAGUGAACCUCAAGGGAUUUUACAGGAGAAGCUGUGUUGGAUCAGAACUGGUAGACUGGCUUCUAGAACACUGUCCUUUUGUCGAAUGCAGAUCUAUGGCUGUAGGGGUCUGGCAACUCCUACUGGAUAUGGGAAUUAUGUCAUCAGUGGACCAGCAUCUAUACUUUCAAGAUACCUAUGUUUUCUACCAGUUUUCAUCUGAUGAAUGUAGUUACCUGUACUGUGAAUUUGAAAGAGAAGAAGAAUGGCAAAAUGGUGUCAAACUUUUGCUGCAACUUGUGCCUCUCAUCCCUUCUAGAGCUGGCAUCUGUGAACUGUCUCAUCAGAAAAUUGAAGACUCUGAAGAAACCAGUGAUGAAAUUCUCGCUCGUCUCACAUCCGCGGUGCAGAGAGAGCUGGCAGCUGUUAUUGCUUUGAAAGCAAGGAAGUCUGCAAUUGAACAAGAUGAAGAAAACAGUGACAAACAUGUAGCUGUGACAGAAGCUGAAGGUGUUUCAGACUCUCAGGCGGGGGUGAUGUGCAAGCUGCAAGAGAGAGAUGAUAUCGGACGAAUUGAACUGGUCCAGAAGCUAGCAAGAGAAAACUGUCAGUUUUUGCAGACGGACAAAAGAGAACAAGAGAAGUCUGAGCACCAAGAUGAUGAAGUGACGACUGUUCAGGUUAAAGAGCAAGACCAGAACGUCCUGGUGCUGAAGAAAGUGCAGCGCUGUGGCCCAACCCCCACAUCCGGGAGUGCGGAGAGCGAUUGGAGAUACGUGGUUGUGUCCGGGACCCCGGAGAAGAUUCUGGAGCACCUUUUGAAUGACUUGCACCUGGAAGAAGUCCAGGACAAAGAAACAGAGACCCUCCUCGAUGACUUCCUUCUCACGUACACUGUUUUCAUGACAACCGAUGACUUGUGCCAGGCGCUGUUAAGGCACUAUUCUGCUAAGAAGUAUCAAGGCAAAGAAGAAAACUCAGAUGUUCCAUGUAGGAAACGUAAAGUUUUACAUCUGGUUUCCCAGUGGAUUGCUCUAUACAAAGACUGGCUACAUGAAGAUGAACAUUCAAAAAUGUUUCUAAAGACCAUAUACAGGAACGUAUUGGAUGAUGUAUAUGAAUAUCCAAUUCUUGAAAAAGAGUUGAAAGAAUUUCAAAAGAUACUCGGAAUGCACCGUCGUCACACUGUAGAUGAAUAUUCGCCGCAGAGGAAGAAUAAAGCCCUUUUCCACCAAUUCAGUCUUAAGGAGAACUGGCUCCAGCAUAGAGGAACUGUGACUGAAACAGAGGAAAUUUUGUGCCACGUGUAUAUAACUGAGCACUCCUAUGUCAGUGUGAAGGCAAAAGUUUCCACUACAGCCCAGGAGAUCCUGAAAAUUGUGGCAGAAAAGAUCCAGCAUGCAGAAGAAGAUCUGGCUCUGGUGGCUGUCACGUUCUCUGGGGAAAAACAUGAACUUCAGCCUAAUGACUUGACCAUCUCCAAAUCCCUUGAGGCAUCUGGUCGGAUAUAUGUCUAUCGGAAAGACCUGGCUGACACUUUGAACCCGUUUGCAGAAAAUGAGGAAUCACAGCACAGGUCUCUGAGGAUUUUGGGAAUGAACACUUGGGAUCUUGCUCUGGAAUUAAUGAAUUUUGAUUGGAGUCUCUUCAAUUCAGUUCACGAGCAAGAGCUGAUCUACUUCACGUUCAGCAGACAGGGAAGUGGGGAGCACACUGUGAACCUCAGCCUUCUGCUACAGAGAUGCAAUGAAGUCCAGCUCUGGGUGGCCACUGAAAUUCUGCUCUGCAGCCAGCUGGGCAAGCGAGUGCAGCUGGUGAAGAAGUUCAUCAAAAUUGCGGCUCACUGCAAAGCCCAGAGAAACCUGAAUUCUUUUUUCGCUAUUGUGAUGGGGCUCAACACUGCUUCCGUCAGCCGACUGGCACAGACCUGGGAGAAAAUCCCUGGGAAGUUUAAGAAACUUUUCUCUGAACUUGAAAGUUUAACGGAUCCUUCCCUGAAUCACAAAGCCUACAGAGAUGCAUUCAAAAAGAUGAAACCACCAAAAAUCCCUUUCAUGCCUUUAUUGCUUAAAGAUGUAACAUUUAUUCAUGAAGGAAAUAAAACUUUUUUGGAUAAUCUCGUCAAUUUUGAAAAGCUGCAUAUGAUUGCAGACACCGUUCGAACCCUGAGACACUGCAGGACAAACCAGUUUGGAGGUGACAUGUCUCCAAAAGAGCAUCAAGAGUUGAAAGCCUAUGUUAACCACCUGUAUGUCAUCGACAGCCAGCAGGCCCUGUUUGAGCUCUCACACCGGAUCGAGCCUCGGGUGUGAGCCCUGCUGCCUCACCUCCCCUGUAACUGCAGCACUUUGAGCUACCGAAUGUCUAUGCCAAGCACGUUGCUUUCCUGAGAGAAAAGAAGUUGCUGAGUUUUAUCAGCAUAUUGCAAGGCGUACACAGGAAAGCCAACCAAAGCGUGUUCAGGAAAUGAUGUCAGCCACUAGAGAUGGGGAGAGGCCUCUCCACGCUACCCUAGGAACGAAAAGGCAGAAAAAGUCAGAAGCAUUCUUGAAAUGGAGAAGUCUGGUUUCUUAUGAUAACAUUGUUGAGCUAAUGCAGUUUUCGAUUUGAGCUGUGCCAGUGUCAGGACAAGAGAACACACCUCUCGUCCCACAAUGGCCAAACGUUGCAGUAAGAGUGUGCAUGAAACAGUAGAGAGUUUUACUCUGCCUGGGAACAGAUUACUGUUUAUGGGCUGGCAAAACAUAGUUCUUUUGGACACCUAAAAACAGUGGUGGCCUCUCAAGAUUUGCAGGGAAAAUGAGAGGUCUCUCAUGAUGCAAACACCGACGGCACCAAAAGCUAGUUGGGUCCAGGGAGUUAGUGAGAAGCAGCAGCUGGCCUCCAUACUCUCUUUCCAGAGAAGUGUCAAGGCAGGCAUUUCUUCACAUCCACAAUCACUUGCUGACAUAUGCUUGCAGUGAAAUAGUUUCUACACAACUAAAUUGCAACUGUACAGCAAGUUAGACGAAGUUGCCUUGCCAAUAAGGAAAAGUAGUAAUCUUUAAGAAACUGACUCCUUGCUUCAUUCUGGGGAUUUUCUUUACAUUUUGUUAAGCAGACUCUGCUCUCUUGUUGGGUACAGUGUGUGAUUUUUAAAAAGCACAGUGCCUGACACUUUGUAGGCACACGGUAACUGUUUAUUGAGGUGACAGAGUCCCGAGGGCUCACACUUUUGUGCCUGACAAUGGCCCUGGUGUUUUGCAGUACUCAGCCAGGCUCUUCACCCACAAUAUGGAAUGAUAGUGGCCAACACAGAGAGGAUACCUGAGACCUGGCGGGGGAAGCACUUGCACUCCCUAGAAAAGAGGCAUCUUUGAGCAAAUGAAAAGAGCCCCCCAAAUAUCCAAAUGUUUGAUUUGUGUUGGAGAUUGAGAAGUCCUGUAGGCCACCUCCCAACCAAAUCAGGAAACCUCUCAAUAAUUUGUCUUAUUUUUGUUCAACGUCUCAAGAGCUACUAAGUGUGUAUGUAUAUAUGCAUACAUGUGUGUGUAUUUUAUUCUCAGUUUUGCAGGUUGAGGCUCCUCCAGUAAAUAAGAUCCUUGCUAUUCUUGAGGCCUGGUUAAAAGAUUUUCCUCAGCCUUCAAAUGUCAAAAAAGUGUGAGGGAUAAAAUAAUGAAAUCCACCCCAGCCAGCUAGAGACCCAUCACUUUGCUAAAAUAGAAGCACCCUCGUCCGUGUAUUUCCCACACGUGUGAAUCUUGGGGAGCCUCUCACCACUCCUGCCUCCUCGUCUCCUAAAUGCCUGUCCACGCCAUUUCCUUUCUGUCUCAUCAACACCUCAUCCGUCCUCAUUACUGAGGCAUGUCCGAUGCUUUCUGACACCUUAGCAGCCAUGCUGUUUCCUGGGCUGGGGCGCCACACUGAGCUCGGGGUAGCUCCACUCAAGGGGGGAUAAUUUUUGCCUGGACUUUCAAAGAGACUCAGUCUGGCCCAGUAUGUAAAACUUCAAUCCUGCCAUUGACUGGGGCUUCUUUAGAACAGCACCAGCAAAUCAUCCAUGACUGGCCCGCUCAAAGGUGCGAGCUUGUGCUGCGGGAGAGCCGCUGUAGACCAGCACCCUCGGAACCGGGGAAAACUCGCUUCCCUCCCAGGCCAGCAGCCACUCGCAAAGCUCCUAGAUUACCAAGGAUCACAUGGGCUUAUGGCACGGGCAGGGCUCUUUAUUUUUCUCUAUGCUAAAGAAUAGGAUUUAACCAGUCUAAUCAUAAGACCAUUUGACGUUGUCUCUCUGUUUUAAAAUUUAAUUUUUGUUUUUCAAAUUAAACCUACAUUGCUCCAACCAGACAUUACCUCAAGAGGACUAGUUUUCAGUGGAGAACUAUUUCAGUAUAGCACCUACUGCUGAGGCCCCAAUUGAAUAUGUGCACUUGGCCAAAUGAAGCCACAACUACAUUGUGUGUAAACACAUUUGGUGUGGUGUAUUUGGGGUUUCCUGUGUGGCCUGGGUGGGUACAAGCUGGUGAGAAAAUGGUGCUUGGCUACCUUCUCCUCCAGCUGUGGCCAUGGGGUUCUUAAGGGAGAGGAGGAAAGGGGGGAUUUGUUUGGUUUCAGUUGCUUUCCCAUCCUUGCCUCCUGAAUGUCAAAGUCUCCACAUCUUUCUGAAAUUUAAAACUGCUUCCAGAGACUUCCCAGGCAGGAACUCUCAGAAGCUUUGAGGAGACUUAAAUUUCGAAUUAAAGAAUCAAGGCAGAGUUGUGGAUGACCAGACUGACUCAUCGUGAAGCUCUUUCUAACAAAUCCAAGCAGGCCACAGUGGGACUCAAUGGCUCCCUGUUAUAGAGCUAGGCUUUCUUCCCUUUCCAGCUAUCUGCCACAGCCUCUUUUGAACAGGUUCUCGUUUUGGCUAGAAGCGUGGACUAGAAGAUGUCUCAGCUUCCUUCCAGCUCUCUCUUCGAUUUUAAUGAUUGCAUAAAAUCUCCAUUCACUCUGAAACUGUCUUGUAACUGCCAGCUCACCAGCGGGUGGUACAUCGGCCACUCCUAAGUGGUUCUUUGUUUUACAGCACAACCCUGGGACAGCCCGUGGGUCUUUGGAUUCAUCAGCAGCCCAGCAAAGCAGCCCUGCUUAGAAAUUAGCACAGAGCAGCAGGACACAGGUUCCUGUGGGCAAAAUAGUAACCUUUUGGAUUUUUUUUACAUGGACAUUUGCAGAUGAUCCAAAGCUAUGGUGUUUUAAUAUCACUCUUGUUAUCUUUAUAAUUGCCAGAUAGUUGUAGUGAAAAAUCUUAUGAACUGCUUUCACUUUAUUCCACUAUCAUGACCUAUGUUCAGAUUAAAUUCAUUUUCCUGGAUUCCUUCCCACAAGUAAGUAGGGUGGAGCACUUUGAAUUUAGAAGCCUGAGAAUAAAGUGAAAGCCCACGCCCUGAGGUUAGUGGAGGGCAGUGGUUGCACAAAUGCAGACCUGUCUCUUGGGGGGAGAAGCCUUGUGUGAGACAGUAUGUGGGGACUUUGAUGCCUGGAGGCAGGCAGUCACCGCUGCCCAAAUCCUCAGCCCCAAGGUUUUGUCGCAGCCACCAUGUACACUUCACAUCGCAGAUUGCUCCAAAAUGGCUCAACCAAUCCAGGCUUCACAGAAACCAGGAAAAACAUGAAAAUGGGGAAGAUCGUGUCCACUGAAAUUGUCCAACAUGGAGUUGCUUUAAAAUGCUUCAAAGUAAUGUCCUUAAAAUUUCAGCCUGCUUAAUAGUGAGUGGGCCAGUUGUGCUUAAAACCGGUAGGGGAAAAAGGUUUUUGUUUUUUUUUUUAAGAAAAAAAUUGCCAAAAAGUAAGAUGAAAAUGUACUACUGUAUAAAGCAAAGCUGUAUAUAUUAAACAUUUUUUAGCAGAGUAAUAUUUAUUUGCAUAGCUUAUUUAUUGUAUUCGUAUUACACUGUUAUUAAAUACUGGCAUGAAAUCAGUGACCUGAAGCAAGGAAUCUUGCCUUUUAAUGUAUCGCUAAUUAGGACUGCUGUGACAUUGCCAGCUUGCAUUAACAACUAGAAGACAGAAAACCCACAAUCAGGGUAUCUACCUAACUUCUCAGGGACUACACGCCGUAGUUUUCCACCAUUAUAAGAACUGGUAAAUAUGAAACAUUUGUGGAAUUACCAGAAUUGCCAUUAACAGUGUUUUCUCUCUCAUAUUUCAUGCUUUCUGCUUCUGUAUAUAUGACUGUGCUGUGUAUUUAUCUAAGCUAGUAAGCAAUAAUUUAUAUGUAAAAAUGGCCGAGCAAUAUAAGGUUAAAACUUAUAUAAGCAACUGUUAUCUUGUAUUUUCAAGUGUUUUUUAAAACCGCUUUUCCAAAUAUAAGACUAUGUUAAAGAGUC